Messenger RNA from Truncatella angustata, 444 nucleotides. Its product is annotated as CAP domain-containing protein. The annotation marks the transcript as partial. Gene Ontology annotation, cellular component: extracellular region. The record is from RefSeq and is a predicted model, not a curated record. NCBI's taxonomy places the organism in Eukaryota, Fungi, Ascomycota, Sordariomycetes, Amphisphaeriales, Sporocadaceae. The transcript has 3 exons.
CAGCCUACGACUCUUUCCUCGGACCAAGCUACUACAUUAAAGACUCAGAACGACCAACGAUUAACAAAAGAAUUAAAGAGCCUUAUCUGGGACGACAACUUGGCCGCGGAUGCGCAGCAAUGGGCCAACCACCUUGCGUCGAUUGACAGUCUUAUGCAUUCUACAUCCGAUCAACGAGCUAACCAAGGAGAGAAUUUGGCCUAUUCUUUUAACUCCGACGGCGUCUUAUACCCAUUAACACAAGGCGCUCAAGGCUGGGUAGCUGAAGUCUCUAACUAUAAUAAUGAGAUCAUUCCCCAAGGCAAUUUUGCGGCUUAUGGCCAUUAUACUCAAGUCAUGUGGUCGUCUACAAACAAGAUUGGAAUGGCUAAUGCUACGGCCGCCAACGGUGGUGUCUACAUCGUUGCUAGAUAUUCGCCCCCUGGUAAUUACCUUGGGCAAAGG